CUCAUCGUCGACCUUUGCAGCAGACACAGGUUUCUAACCAGUUAUCAACAUGCAGAAAAAAAUCGUUACCUUGAUGUUGCUGGUGGUAGCCGUUACUUCAGCCAACUUGGAUCCGACCAUCGUCGAGCGCUUUGCCGACUGGGUUCCCCUAGAGUCUUCAACCAAUUACCGUAUCGAUUCUCGUAUGCGCAGACAAGUUCCUUCUACCGAUGUCAAACAGGAAACAUCAACUUCAAACAGUGUGCCAAUUAUUGAUGGACCUACUCUUCUAACGGAAUUGGCAUCUGUUCAGAGUCCUACUAUUGGCGUCCGACAGGCAAGUUCAGCCAUUAGCUUGCCCGCAGACACUUCGGCAAUUUCUCUCAACAGCUGCAUUUUCAUUGAAUUGAAACUUGUCAUUAUCAUCAACAUUUUGCAUCCCGUUUCCUGUAGCACAAUAUGCGCUCGUAAUUCCCAUUUCACUCACGAACCUCUUAAGAGCGGAGGCACCUGCACGCUGCAUAAGCCCCCGGUAAGGGUAGUGAGUGGUCGGUUCCCGCACCCCGAAGCUCGGACGCCAUUUGUGGGCACGUCCCCAAGAACAAGUGUUUCUAGCGAUGGAUCGCUUCUGAACUUGUGCCUCGAUCUUGGUUUGAGCAUUAGCCUAGGUCUACUAUAA
Messenger RNA from Daphnia carinata, 658 nucleotides. RefSeq lists its product as uncharacterized. The transcript has 3 exons. Lineage: Eukaryota; Metazoa; Arthropoda; Branchiopoda; Diplostraca; Daphniidae. The record is from RefSeq and is a predicted model, not a curated record. Bases 50 to 658 code for a protein of 202 amino acids.